UUACCUGUUACUUCCACAGAUACUUCAGGCACCCGAUUUCAAUUUCAACAGAUUGUCGCAGGAUGGGAUUCAUUAUCUCCGGUAGAAGAUUGGGUCGCGCCAUAAUAUCCUUGGCUCUGGUGACCUAUCUUCUCGCCUGUCAGACUGGAACUGAAGCUCAAACCGAAGGGUCAACAAGCGCUUUGACUGCAAAAAAUGGUGACGUUGAACCCGUGGUGAUCAACGGUUCUCCAGUAGUAAGCCGCAGCCAACAAGGAUUCGCUCAUUUGGCUCGCAUCGUUUACCAAACUUUUCCGGGCUCAUACAGUCAAUGCACUGGAUCUCUCAUCUCAACCCGAUUCGUCGUCACUGCUGGUCAUUGUCUCUCAGCUGGAUUCUUGGUACUCUUCCGAUACAAGUACACAAAGCACACAGUCACCCUCGGGGAUUUGGUGGAUUCGAAAACGGGUGAAACGAAUGAAGUGACCAUUUCGGGGAAGGGGAUCCCGUAUCCCCUUUACCCGGCAGGAAUCGGGGCCAACGAUCCGACCGACAUCGGAUUGAUAUUUCUGAAUUCUGAAGUGACACUGAAUGCUGACAUUCAACCCAUAAAUUUACCCCCGAGUGACUACACAGUACCAAUCGACAGCACUUGCACAGUCGCCGGCUGGGGAGUUUCCGAGGAAGGCGGAUCAACUCCUUCGGAUACGCUUUUGUUCGGAUACGUCAAGCUCGCCGAUUCCACUGCAUGUGGGGCCAAAAAAGACUCAAAACAAAUGUGUUUCAACAGGGGGACUACAAACCAAAACUCUUGCAGCGGUGACAGCGGAGGUCCGAUAACAUACAAUAACUAUUUAAUAGCAACGGUGUCUUUCGGACGUGCAGAUUGCACUUCGGCCGCGGGAGCGAUUCGUGUCUCCGCCUACGUGGAUUGGAUCAACUCAGUAACCAAGUUGCUCGGUUAAUGACCGACAACCGUUGCUCUUGGCCUAAUAAUUCAUAGAAAGUCGUUGAUUAAGUGUGUUUUAAGUUGCUUCGAUGAACAAAGUACGGUUUGAGUUCGGAAAAAGUGUCAGAUUGAAUGAACAGCGAAAACAUUUCACCAAUGAA
Messenger RNA from Notodromas monacha, 1089 nucleotides. The record is from the annotation of a GenBank genome assembly. NCBI's taxonomy places the organism in Eukaryota, Metazoa, Arthropoda, Ostracoda, Podocopida, Cyprididae.